AUGCUGAACCUCUGUUUCCUCCUUUCCUUACUGUUCACCUGUGCUCAAGCUGUGUACUACAUCGACAGUGAUGGGGCUUAUAUAUAUAAUAAUGCAAGUGAAAUAGCUAAACUAAUCUUUUUGCCCCCAGUGCCCGUCUAUUUGGCUGGCUUUGGCAAGCUACAGGAUAUUGACGGUAGGAACGGAACCUUCAAACACUUUUAUAAUAGCAGUCAAGUUAACAUGGACUACAUAGACACAGUACUUGCGAAGCGUCUGUACUAUAAUUCAGAUACAAAUGAAUCUGUUUCUAAGCCGCAUACCGAAGCAAGUAGGAGUUAUAGUGUUGAACUGACGAGAAACCCAAUCGGCAAGUUAAUUGAAACUGUAAUGUCCAGGUGGUUAAAGCCACGUAAGCGGUGUAGCAAAACAACGUAUCAUAGAAAUCAUUUUUAUUACGGCAUUGAAACCUGCACCACCGCCAAGUAUUGUGAUCUUGAUACACCAUGGAAUAUCACAAAAGAAGCAGAGAGUUUAUUCAUGGAGGACCCAUUCUGGCUGCAAUUUCAAACCGGUUCCUACAUACAUGAGCAUGGGCCGGAAUGGCGGACCUGUUUGCAAUUUUAUCGUGACAAUGUCGAAGCAGACGACAAAAGCAUUCCUGCAUGCCCCCCAGGGUGGUGUGGAAACACAGAGACAUGA
This is a messenger RNA of Saccharomyces kudriavzevii IFO 1802, 681 nucleotides long. RefSeq lists its product as uncharacterized. The record is from RefSeq and is a predicted model, not a curated record. NCBI's taxonomy places the organism in Eukaryota, Fungi, Ascomycota, Saccharomycetes, Saccharomycetales, Saccharomycetaceae. Bases 1 to 681 code for a protein of 226 amino acids. The transcript has a single exon.